GUGUGUAAUGCUACACUGCCACCGCUAGAUGUCAGUAGAAUCAACAGUUCCGCAUCAGCGCUCAGUCUCGUGAAGACAGUCCUGCUGCUGCUGCAUCCUGUCAGCGCGCGACUCAGACUCAGACCGAUCGCUCAUAUGAGGACAAGCAGCGUUUCUCAAUUAUACACAAACAAACAGCUGUGGAAACUCUAUUACACCCUGACAGGUGUGGCCAACCAGUGAACAAAUUUAAAAGCCCAAAGGCCUCUCUAUGGUUCCUAGUCACUCUCUGAUCAUGGGGAACGGUUCGAUCAAAGCUCCUCGACUAGAGGAGACCUGCCUGUCCUCCGGUAUAAAAGAAGCCCCUGUUUGGGAAUCUGUGGAGCCCCUGAAGAUGAGGAUCGCCCAUCUGGAGGAAGAGUUGGCACGGAGGGACCAGGAGUUCCGUGCACAGGAGAAGCGGUUACAGAGCCUUCAAAGGGAACUGGAGGCAAAGGUUUCCCAGAUCGAUAAGCUCCAGGAUGCCAUCGGGUAUAACAGCCUCGGGCGCUCGCCGCCGGCACCACUGAGGCACAGCCGCAGACUCCUGAGUGUGAUCAACCAGGGCUCCACACGCUUUCACAGAGUGGCUGUGGAGGUGCAUCGACGCCUUAAAGCUAAGGAGGGCGUUUCAGCCGAACCUACAUCGAGGCACUUCUGUCAUGACCACAGGGUCCAUCACAUCUCCACUGAGAGACCUCACAUCCGCAAAGACUCCAGCACUAAGAAACUGAUCAAUGAAGCCAUCAUGAACAAUGACUUUCUGAAGAAGCUGGAGCCUCAGCACACUCGAGAGAUGGUGGACUGCAUGUACGAGAAAAUCUACCCUGCUGAGCAGCUGGUUAUUCAGGAAGGAGAGCCGGGGAACUACCUCUAUGUGCUUGCUGAGGGUUUAUUAGAGGUCAUUCAAAAUGGAAAGCUCCUGGGUCAGAUGCGUCCUGGGACGGCCUUCGGAGAGUUGGCCAUUCUCUAUAACUGUAAAAGAACAGCCACAGUCAAAGCUGUGACUCAGUCCCACAUCUGGGCUCUGGACCGGCAGACGUUCCAGACUAUCAUGAUGAGAUCCACUCAGGCCAGACAUGAGGAAUACUUCAGCUUCCUGCGCAGUGUGUCUUUGUUGAAGGAUCUACCAGAGGAGAAACUUGCCAAAAUAAUUGACUGUCUAGAAGUUGAUUAUUUUGACAAAGGAGAGUACAUUAUUCGUGAGGGCGAGGAAGGAAACACUUUCUUUAUCAUUGCUAAAGGAGAGGUGUCUGUAACACAGACUACAGAGGGCUUUUCAGAACCACAGGAGAUUAAGACUCUUGGAGUGGGUGAUUACUUUGGGGAAAAGGCUCUCAUAAGUGAGGAUGUCCGCUCGGCUAAUAUCAUUGCAAAAGAAAAUGACACACAGUGUUUGGUGGUGGAUAGAGAUAACUUCAAUCAGAUGGUGGGAACCUACGACGAGCUGCAAGCCUAUCUGAGGGAGUAUGUGGAGCAGCUUUCUCUGAGUGAUGAGAUGAGGAAUGCCAUGCCUCAGUCGCCUCUUUACGAACGCUCUCCAGAGGCAGCAGAGUUCAGAAGGCUGAAGGAGAAGGCUGCUGGUUUGUCCAGUUACUCAUUCAUGAAAGAACUUCAAGUGGUGGCCACACUAGGGAUGGGAGGCUUUGGACGAGUGGAGCUGGUCAAGCUUAAAGAUUCAGAAGAUACUGCUUUUGCUUUAAAGUGUAUUAAGAAGAAGCACAUUGUGGACACCAGGCAGCAGGAGCACAUUUAUUCAGAAAAGGACAUCCUCCAACAGACCCGUUCUAACUUUAUUGUCAGGUUGUUCCGGACUUUCCGGGAUGAUAAGUAUGUUUACAUGCUGCUUGAGGUUUGCUUGGGAGGAGAGCUGUGGAGCGUGCUAAGGGACAUGAGUUGCUUUGACGAGCACACUGCCCGUUUCUGUACUGGAUGUGUGCUGGAAGCUUUUGAUUACCUGCACAGCAGAGGCAUCGUGUACCGAGACCUGAAGCCAGAGAAUCUUCUUCUGGACGGGGAAGGCUAUGUCAAAAUGACCGAUUUUGGCUUUGCCAAAAAGAUCGGACUAGGUAAGAAGACUUGGACGUUCUGUGGCACUCCUGAGUAUGUGGCUCCUGAGGUCAUCAUGAAUAAGGGUCAUGACUUUGGAGCUGACUGCUGGUCCAUGGGCAUCCUUAUCUUUGAGCUCCUAAUGGGCAGCCCUCCAUUCACAGGCUCUGAUCCGAUCAGGAUCUACACUAUGGUUCUUCAUGGGAUAGAGAAGGUGGACAUUCCCAAGAGGAUCAGCAAGCGUCCAGAGGAUCUCAUACGGAGACUUUGCAAACUCAAUCCAGCAGAACGGCUUGGGAAUAAAAAGAAUGGGAUCAUUGACAUCAAGAAACACAAGUGGUUUCAAGGCUUCAACUGGGAGGGACUCAGAAGGCAGAAGCUGACGUCUCCUCUGAGGAGAGAGCUAAAAGGACCUCUGGAUCACAGCCAUUUCGACAUGUUUCCCCCUGAGCUUGAGGAGCCUCCAGAUGAAUUCUCUGGCUGGGAUAAAGACUUCUGAAAACACGCUGUUUCUAUGAGCCUGUUCUGCAGAGCAUCGCUGUGCUCUCAUUUAACUAUUUUCAGACCGCUUCACUGACCAGUUUGCCUUUAUAAGUGAGCAAAGGCUCAAAGACGAUCUAAUAUAAAGUGAUGGUGGAGGGUGGACAGUGUCUGGACUGGAGAAGUCUCAGUAUUACCUCGAUGUGCUUUAUGGAGCAUUGUGCAAUCUACUGACUUGUUCAGAUGG
Messenger RNA from Rhinichthys klamathensis goyatoka, 2794 nucleotides. RefSeq names its product cGMP-dependent protein kinase 2. The record is from RefSeq and is a predicted model, not a curated record. The transcript has 19 exons. The coding region runs from base 251 to 2566 and encodes 771 amino acids. Gene Ontology annotation, molecular function: cGMP-dependent protein kinase activity; ATP binding. Lineage: Eukaryota; Metazoa; Chordata; Actinopteri; Cypriniformes; Leuciscidae. Gene Ontology annotation, biological process: protein phosphorylation.